AGCUUCACAUGCAUUUGCACAUCAAACCAUGCGAGAUGCAAUGGCUUUCACUUGUAAAAAAGAUACAGUUUUGAAUAGCUUAAUUAAGUGAUGAAGUAUGUCUUCUAUGUGUGAUUUCGCGCUUCGCUUGUCUACAUAGUUGUUCUCGAUCUAUUUUUGAUAUCCCUUCCGCUAGUCGAGAUGUCGCGAGAGAUGUCGCUCUAUCAUAGCGCGGCCAAGCAGAAACUCAGCCAUUUUUCUCUGGGAAGUUCAUGCAGAUCGGUGGCUAUUUCAGGACUGCUUUUGCUCCUGUUCUACACGUUCUCCUUUAACUACCACAACAGCCAAUCUCCGGUUGCCUCUUACCUUCCCUUCAGGCUCAGUUGGCUGUCAUCCAGUCCCGACCCCUGCACCGACACUCCUACUAACAUCAGCCACCUUGUAUUCGGCAUAGUUGGCUCUGUGAAAACAUGGAAACAGAAGAGGCCCUACAUCGAAUCGUGGUGGAGACCAAAUGUUACUCGUGGGUAUCUCUUCCUGGAUCGAGCUCCUUCGAAAGAGCUUCGAGAUUGGCCUCCUUCUUCGCCUCCUUUCCGAGUGAACAAAGAUAUAACUAAGUGGGAAGUAUCCCGGAAAAUCGCGGCACCUGUCCAAGUAAGGAUUUUCCGAACGAUCUUGGAGACGUUUAGACAGGGAGACAAAGAUGUGAGAUGGUACAUAAUGGCGGAUGACGACACCGUACUCUUCCUGGACAACCUCGUGGAGGUUCUGUUGAAGUAUGAUCAUACCAAGUACUAUUAUAUCGGCUCGAGCUCAGAAUGUGUCAUGUCCAACUUCUUCUUGUCCUUUGAGAUGGCGUUUGGAGGAGCUGGCUAUGCUUUGAGCUACCCUCUGGUUGAGAUGCUGGCGACGGAGUUGGAUGCUUGUAUAGAAAGAAAUCCAAGGUUGUAUUCGAGCGAUUUCAUGUUGCAUAUAUGUUUAACCGACUUUGGAGUUUCCCUGACCAAAGAGAGAGGAUUUCAUCAGAUUGAUCUCCAUGGUGAUAUAUCAGGUUUUCUAUCGGCUCAUCCGCAAUCUCCUAUCUUAUCGCUCCACCACAUCGAUACCAUCGACCCAAUUUUUCCCUCCAUGAACCGCUCUGAAGCCAUCAAUCAGCUCAUGAAACCUGCACAAGUCGACCAAUCUCGUCUCCUGCAACAAACCAUCUGCUACCAGAGGGAAAGAAACUGGUCAAUCUCUGUAUCAUGGGGUUACUCUACUCAUAUAUAUGAGAACAUACUUUCUCGAAACUUCUUACGGCGACCCCUUGAGACAUUCAGGCCAUGGAUGAAGAGAAACAAGUCACCUCUCUAUUUGUUCAACACGCGGAUCCUCGAGGACAAUCCAUGCACAGUUCCUCAUGUAUUUUUCUUGAAAUCCAUGGAGAAUGCUAGUCGUAACGAAAUUGUUACUACUUAUACUCGAGCGUCAAAGAGCGGAUUACCAGCUUGUGCACUUGGUGGAAAUCAUUCUGCAAAUCCCAUCUCCAGAGUUGAGGUAUUUUCACCAAGACGAAGACACAUUGAGGUCAGUGUUUUCAUUUAAUCUGCAUACGAGCAUGCAACAAGCUGUCGUAUUUGACACCAAUCAUAUAUGUCAACAUAUUCAUCUUUGUCCAUUUGCUCUUUCAGGCAGGAAGAAUAGAGUGCUGUGAUGUUCUAGCUGACAAACAGAACACCACGAAGGUCAGACUAAGGCCCUGCAUGUUCGGUGAAGUCAUUGCCUAAGAACCAAACGACAUGAAUGUGUCGUCAGUUUCAACAUGUUUUUCAGAUUAAUGAUAUCUCGGAUCUUAGGAUG
Molecule: messenger RNA, 1818 nt
Organism: Syzygium oleosum
Lineage: Eukaryota; Viridiplantae; Streptophyta; Magnoliopsida; Myrtales; Myrtaceae
Exons: 2
Coding region: 181-1563 (460 amino acids)
Molecular function (GO): acetylglucosaminyltransferase activity
Source: RefSeq, a predicted model, not a curated record